Molecule: messenger RNA, 2574 nt
Organism: Passer domesticus (house sparrow)
Lineage: Eukaryota; Metazoa; Chordata; Aves; Passeriformes; Passeridae
Product: serine/threonine-protein kinase PAK 3-like
Exons: 14
Coding region: 1052-2461 (469 amino acids)
Biological process (GO): regulation of actin cytoskeleton organization; regulation of MAPK cascade; intracellular signal transduction
Cellular component (GO): cytoplasm
Molecular function (GO): protein serine/threonine kinase activity; ATP binding
Source: RefSeq, a predicted model, not a curated record
CCCCACUUCCCACUGAAGAUGGAACCACCUGCAGAGCAGAGGGGACCAGCUGCAGCUGCAGGCCCAGCAGCUCUUGCUGGUCACAGCUGAUCCUGUGGCAAGCUUCAGGAGCUCCUGCCUUCUCCCUCCCUGUUGGCAGCUCCCUCCCUCCAGCCCCCACACCCUGCCCAUCCACGUUUUUCCCUCCCAGUUCACCCCUUUGCUUUGCCUUCCCUUAAUAAACACUUUGGCUUUUUCACGUGACUCGUGGCUCUCUCUGUGGAGCUGAAGCAGCACAAAUCCUGAGCCCGGGGACACGCAGGGCCCUGCUGCCGUUCUCUUCCACGCCGUCGUCUGUGCACGGGCAGAGAGGAACAAGGGCAGCUCAGGCUGCAGAGGUCCCUGUCCUGCUGCUCCAGUUGCACAGCACCAUAGAGUUGAAGGUCGUGCUGAGCACACUGAAGGGAGCAAGGACCCUGGGAUUUAGAAGAGCCAGCUUGAGUAUGCUCUUCCAUGGCAAACAUCCACCGAGGGCAAAGGAGCUUGCGGUGCCUUUCACUACGCCCAUCCUGUACUGAAGUGGCUGUUGUGAAAAAUACAGCCACCCCCAUGAAACUUAGCAGUGUGAAGAAACUGCUGCACAGCAACAGCUGAACUUCAGUGUGUCUGAGCCAGUGCUGCUGGCUCAAAUGCUGGGAGCAUUAUCUCUGCACCCUGGGACACUUCCCGGUUCCUGUGCCUUGACACUGCUUUCCCAUGGGGCUGGGGAAGGAGUUUGGCUCUAUGAACUGCCUGGUGCUGUGAAACAGGUUCAUUGUUGUCAGAUGAGGUGAUGGUGUGCACGUGUCCACGUCUCCCUGCCUUAGUGCCCUUUGUGAGCUUCUUACUUGAGCUGGAAUUUGUGGAGUGUUUAAAGCUUGCUGCCUUUUAUUUCUUUGCUCCUAUUCAGAGAAAUGAGUUGUUGAAGCCUUUGAAAUGUUCUGUUUUCAUCCUUAUGCAAGAUAGUGAGGAAUGCCUUCUUUUCAUCCCUUAGGCGUUGUCUGGUGCAGACUUGAGCAGUGCUGCUCGAGCCAUGGAGGGAGUGUGUGCUGCAGUUUGCACGGCUUUUUCCAUGGCUUAUUCUGGGUACUUUCUCACCCACCUGGCACGUCACAUCACCCGUGCCUGGAGAGAAUCCGGUCUUUGGAGCCCAGCACCAACCUCGGAGGAUCCUCUGGCUGCGUGUCUUCCUGCAGAAGAGGCCAAAGAAGAGGAAGAUGCUCCCCAAACUGCACCUGCUGCCACUGCAGGGCCUGAGCAUCCAGCAUCAAGCACAAGGGCAGCGUCAGCACCUACUCUGGCUGCCUCUGUACCCGAGGAAGAGGCUGAAGAGGAGGAAGGUGCCAAUGAACCUGGCCCUGCUGUCAGCCCACAGCCAGAGCAAACAACACCAAGCUCCAUCUCCUCUGUCCUGGCACCUGCACGAGCUGCAGCUGAAGGCUCGGGAGAAGGCUCCAGUGCCCAGGCUGGAAGCUCAAGCACGAGCAGCUCGUGCACCUGGAGCACGACCAGCUCGUCUGGCAGCAGAGAGCAGCAGCGAGAGAGGACAGAGGACAAGUGCCUGGCCAUGCUGAAGAUGCUGGUGAGCGAGGGAGAUCCUGAGGCUAAAUACACAGAACUGGAAACUAUUGGCAAAGGGGGUUUCGGCACUGUGUGCAUGGCAGUGGAGACUGCCACAGGAGAAGAGGUGGCCAUCAAGAAAAUUAGUCUCCUGCAAGAGAGCAGCAGCGAGCUGUGCCUGAAUGAAAUCCAGGUCAUGCGUGGCAGUAAGAAUGCCAACCUUGUGAACUAUGUAGACAGCUACCUGGUGGAUGAGGAACUCUGGCUGGUGAUGGAAUACAUGGACGGAGGUUCUUUACACGAUGUCAUCAGGGAGACUCACAUGGCAGAAGAAGAGAUAGCAGCUGUCUCUCGGGAGUGCCUGCAAGGCCUGGAUUUCCUUCACUCCAAGCAAGUGAUCCACCGAGAUAUCAAAAGCCACAACAUUCUCCUGGGCUUGGAUGGAUCAGUCAAGUUGGCUGAUUUUGGCCUUGCUGCUCAGCUCACCACCGAGCAGAACAAACGGAGAUCAGCUGUUGGAACGACUUACUGGAUGGCGCCAGAAAUUUUCACCAGGAAGCCCUACGGCCCCAAAGUGGACAUCUGGUCCUUUGGCAUCGUGGGGAUCGAGAUGGUGGAAGGAGCGCCUCCGUACCUGAUGAAAACCUCCCGCACGGUUCAACAGCUGAUAAGCACCAGGGCCCCCCCGAAGCUACAGAAGCCCAGGCAACAGUCGGCGUGGCUGCGAGACUUUCUGCACUGCUGCCUGGAGAGGGACGAGGACAGGCGCUGGUCUGCCCAGGAACUUCUGCAGCAUCCGUUUGUAACAUCAGCCAAGCCAGUCUCCACCCUGACGCCUCUGAUCAUGGCCACGCAGCAGUUCAUGGCUGACAGCAGAUUCUAGCCCUGGAGGAGGCCUUUGUUAUUGUUUGUAGUUUGUAGUUUGUAGUUUAUAGCUUGUAGUUUGUAGUUUGUUAUGAGUGAUAGUCAGAAUAAAUACUAUAAUAAAUAAAUAAA